Rubroshorea leprosula is the source of this 2115-nucleotide messenger RNA. Lineage: Eukaryota; Viridiplantae; Streptophyta; Magnoliopsida; Malvales; Dipterocarpaceae. The record is from the annotation of a GenBank genome assembly.
GGCUUGAGCCGGGUGGUGAUGGUGGGAAAAGGAAAAAGGAAAACAACACAAACAGAAACACAGCAUGGAGGAGAUGGAGCAGCUGUUGAGUAUGGGGUUUCCUGACGAACUAGCGGCGCAAGCCCUCGCUGCCACCGGCGGCAAAUCCACCGUGAAGGCUACCGAGUGGAUUCUUUCUCAUAAAUCCUCUAACACCAACAACAACACUAACUCAAACUCCCCCAACCCUAGCCCUCUCCCUCUCCCUCUCCCUCCUUCCUUCCAACCCAAACUCGAUCGCUUCUUUCACAUCCCUUCCAAAACCUCCCCUGAACCCACCGCCUCUGCUUCCAACAUCCAAGUUCAACCCAAAGAAGGAGAUGAAGAAUCCACACCUGCUUUCCCUUUUACUCCAGAUAAAAAACGUCUCAAAUUGGACCAACCCAAAACAAGCUCGCCACCGUCGGGUUUAUCGGAUGACAGAACCAAAACCCACGUGCCCUUGUCUGAGCGCAUGCGCCCUCGCACUGUUUUCGAUGUGGUUGGUCAAGACCAUAUUUUGGGCAGCAAUUCUCUUCUCCGUUCUGCCAUUGAUUGCAACCGAAUACCUUCUAUUAUCUUCUGGGGUCCUCCUGGUACUGGUAAGACUUCCAUUGCAAAAUCCAUUGUUAAUUCAACAAAACAACCAUCUCUGUAUCGAUUCGUUUCCUUGUCUGCGGUUACUUCUGGGGUGAAGGAUGUUAGGGACGCUGUUGAGGAUGCCAGGAAGAUGAGAGUUAAGAGCAAUAAGAGGACUGUGUUGUUUAUUGAUGAAGUACAUAGGUUUAACAAGUCGCAACAAGACUCUUUUCUGCCUGUCAUUGAAGAUGGGAGCAUUGUCUUUAUUGGGGCUACUACAGAGAACCCAUCGUUUCAUAUAAUUACGCCCUUGUUGUCUAGGUGUAGGGUUCUGACCCUUAAUCCCCUUAAACCAGAACAUGUCAAGGCUCUUCUGAAGCGAGCUGUUGAUGACAGAGAGAAGGGAUUAUCCAGGAGUGUGGGGAUGCGGUUUGAGGUGAAUGAUGAUGCUAUUGAAUUUUUGUCCAUGAAUUGCGAUGGUGAUGCUCGGGUGGCAUUGAAUGCCUUGGAAAUUUCUGCCACCACAGCUGUUGCACGUGUGCCCAUUAGCCAAUCUAAAGACUUAGGAUUAGAACCUGGUACAAGUAAGGAAAUGGAGAUUGAUUCAUCAUCUGCAGCGCAUGUAACUGUGAGUGAUGCCAAAGAGGCACUUCAGUGCAAACAUCUUGCUUAUGACAAAGCUGGUGAUGAACAUUAUAAUUUAAUCAGUGCACUCAUCAAGUCGAUGAGGGGGAGUGAUGCAAAUGCUUCAAUUUAUUGGCUGGCAAGAAUGCUAGAAGGAGGGGAAGAACCUCUUUACAUUGCCCGGAGACUUACAGUGUUUGCUAGCGAGGAUGUUGGAUUGGCUGACCCGUUAGCCCUAAAUCAAGCAGUGGCGUGCUACCAAGCUUGCCAUUUCUUGGGCAUGCCUGAGUCUACUUUGAUCCUUUCACAAUGUGUUGCUUACAUGGCUUUGGCUCCCAAAUCUAUUGCUGCUUAUCGAGCCAUAAGAGCUGCACAGAAGGUUGUUAGGGAGUCAAUAGGACAGAAUGAAGGAGUGCCCCUUCAUUUGAGAAAUGCACCCACCAAGCUAAUGAAGGAACUUGGGUAUGGGGAAGGCUACAUCUAUCCACCAGAUAACCCCUUGUCAUCACAAACAUAUUUACCACCCUCACUUCAGGGAUACAAGUUCCUUGAUUGGCCAGAUAGUAAUACCAAUGACCAGCAAGAAACCACUUGAUCACUUUUUGGAAGUGCUUUCAGUUAUGCAGUUAUGCAGUUUUGUGGAUUUUGUGGAUAUUGCAGAGCCCUUGUUAAUCUGGCUGUUUAUCAUCAACAACUGAGUCGACUUACUGCAGCUUUUUGACAUUUUGAUGUAUUUUACCAUUAUUACUAUCCAAAGUGAUUGAGUGAAAAUCCUCUUUGUGGAAGCUCCAUUUGUAUUCAAAUCUAUUCGGCACCUAGCAAAGCCCUUGUUAAGCAAACUAACUAGACAACUCAAACGCUAUAUGACCGGGCUAAUCAAGUUUACACGAUGAG